UUAUUCUAGUUAAAAUAAUUGGCGGCACGGGCUCACAUGGCCGCGAUUACCUCAAAAGUGUGUAAAUCUUCAGGCAACGCUUGAACGAUUCUUAGGAGGGGAUUCAAUGGAUGAGAUCACGAAAGCGGAUGCCUUCGCUCUUGCAGAGCUCUUCGACGCAUCAUUUCCGCUCAAGGAAUGGCUCCUUGGCGCGGAGAGAAACCUAUGGUUAUUGGCAGCCAAGUUAGCUGGCAGCGAGCUUCUAGGCGAUGGCAUCCGCGCUGAGAGCGUCAGUCGAAACAGCGAAGAGACUUGUGGAGAAGUUCGGUCCGAAACUUCAAGGCGAUGGCAGUGCGUGCUAUCCUGGCUGGAGGCGACGGCGGAGGAGAAUGUGGAGUACUUUGAGCAUUCAACUCACCGCAGCGCUGUGAACAUCGAUAGUGACUGCGUUGAGGGCGUCGUGUCUCGGGCCUUGGCAUUGACACCAGAUACCUGUCUUACUGCAGCGAGCGUGCAGGUGCGCGCAGAGGCCGAGGACGAGCGUGCGCGUGUCAGAACUUCAGAGUACCAGAGGGUUUGUGGCGCGCAGUGGUGCUACGUGGUGGAGACCCCUGGGACAGUGGAAAGUCUUGCACAUCUCCACAGCUUGGCAAUCGACAAGUACAACUUUGGCGUCACUGCUGCAGGCAACGGUGUCGAAAGGCUCUCGAAAUCGGUCUGGUAUGCGGUACUAGCCCAAGGGCGUUGCGAUAUGGAAGCGCAUGCACUUGCAGACACUCUGCAGGCAUCGGUGGUUGCAACUGCAGAGGCUUGCUUGUAUGAAGCCGCAAUUCAUGCUAUAUUCGGCGGUGAUGUGGCCGCCUUUGCACGCGCACGACCUCAGGCAUCUUGGGAAGAUAAUGGACCAGAGGAAUCAGCACUUGCGGAACUAAAUGCGCUGCCUGGGACGACGCUUCAGACGCUUUCUGCGAGAUUGGCAGCGCAUGGCGCAGCGAGUAUUCCAGAGUUCCUCUUACAUCCAACCGAAGAUGAUGGGUCCGCAGAGUUUGCAUUGAUCUGCCGUGUCAAGGCUACUCUAGCAUGUAUCUGGCGACGUGUAGCUGGAACAGGAAGAAGUAUACUAGGACAUGACGCGUUGUGCGACCAGUGGCUAGCUAGGUAUGCUGUGCAGCUAUCAACAAGCCCAGCAACGAUCCAACUUGCGGCCUUUUACAGCGCGCCUUUGCAUAGUGCGCGUCUCCAGCACGUGGCUGAAUGUUUUUCAGGUGCAAAUAAUGCUUGUGAAAUAGACUCCUGCCUUGAGGCGGCUAAAGAAGCCCUGGGAGCAGAAGCGGUGCCUGAACUUGCAUGCCGUGUCUGCGAUCAACUAUUUCGGAAGAAUGGUGCGCUGGCGCUAUCCGUCUCUUUGACAUCAGGGGAUAGGGCUCGCAAUUUUGUUGCGCUCGGGUGGCUCGCGGCUAUGCCUCUUGAGCUCGUUCGCCACGCGAACUCAAUCUUAACUGACCUUGGCCUUUCUGCUAUUAUGCAUUGCGAUGAUGUUUUCUGGAUUGACGUAGAUGCUGCUCUUGCCUAUAUUCCGAACACUGCACUUGAUACUAUUUUUGAUGUGGCUUACGCUCAUGGCCCCCAUGAUGUGCUCGCUACUGCACUCCUUAAAGUUCACGUUGGCUGGCGCACUAUCCGACUUGCCAUACGAUGCAUCAAUACCUGGCGCGAUGUACCGCUCAAAGCCUUGGCCCAAGCUACUCCAAUUGACGGUGAGCGCGUUGCUAAAACCUCUCAUCAAUGUUCCACUACCACAUAUGACACCCUCAUUGCUACUUUCAGCUUCCCUACACGGUCUCCUCUAAAAGCAUCUUAUUCGCCCAUGCACUUUCAAGCAGACUCUCUCCGUGCGAAUGAUACAAAGGACGCCAAAAUUGAUCUGCUAUGGCGCAUUGAUGUACUCCUCAAGACCCUCGUUGGCCCUCUCGUUGGUGGCUUCCUUCCAAAGCUAGGCUGGCUCGAUCUUGGUGCGCUACAGGAAGCAGCAUCAAUUGGAAAAACCAAAAUAGAUCAUUCGUUCAGAGUGGCCGGUACUGUACUCAUUCACGCAACUGAUGUUGCCCGCGUUACUGCAGAUGCUUUUUCACAGCGUGAUCAAUCCAAUUUCGCCUGGCACUGGUACCUGACAUUCUUGCUGAUCCUGAGCCCAACGGCACAGCUCGCCUUGCUCUUGUCUGCGAUCCAGAGUAGCUUGUGCCUAGUCAUUGGUCUUUCCGUACGCACUAUUGACAUCCAGCGGAUCCUUUUUAGAAUUAAGACUACUGCUAUCGAGCUCCUGCGCAAGGUGAACACACACAAGCAAUUGAACAAGGCUGAAAUCAACAACGCCGAUUGGCACACUCUGAUAAAGCUUGCUCUUUGAUGAUCAAAAGCCCCUCCUGGUGCAAAUGGCACUUGCGAAUGGCACUUAGCUGCAUAGCUUAGCUUAGCAUAUUUGCGGUGCCAAAUUGACGGUGCCAGGCAGCUCCACGCGUCGCCGGCGUCCAGUCCGACCAGGCCGGGCCUACAGGUGGCAAGGGCAGCGAAGGAUCCACACGUGGGUCGCUUCAGCCGCAUACCUAAGGCAU
This is a messenger RNA of Aureococcus anophagefferens, 2591 nucleotides long. RefSeq lists its product as hypothetical. The transcript has 8 exons. The record is from RefSeq and is a predicted model, not a curated record. NCBI's taxonomy places the organism in Eukaryota, Pelagophyceae, Pelagomonadales, Pelagomonadaceae. Bases 107 to 2386 code for a protein of 759 amino acids.